This is a messenger RNA of Stegastes partitus (bicolor damselfish), 1693 nucleotides long. Its product is annotated as IQ motif and SEC7 domain-containing protein 3-like. NCBI's taxonomy places the organism in Eukaryota, Metazoa, Chordata, Actinopteri, Pomacentridae. The transcript is spliced from 10 exons. The annotation marks the transcript as partial. Gene Ontology annotation, molecular function: guanyl-nucleotide exchange factor activity. The record is from RefSeq and is a predicted model, not a curated record. Gene Ontology annotation, biological process: regulation of ARF protein signal transduction; actin cytoskeleton organization.
AAAUCCCGACAAGGGCCUUCAGUUCCUGAUCUCACGAGGCUUCAUCCCGGACACGCCCAUCGGCGUGGCCCACUUCCUGCUGCAGAGGAAGGGCCUGAGCCGACAGAUGAUCGGAGAGUUCCUCGGCAACAGCAAGAAGCCCUUCAACAGAGACGUCCUGGACUGUGUGGUGGAUGAGAUGGACUUCUCAGGCAUGGAGCUGGACGAAGCACUGAGGAAGUUCCAGGCCCACAUUCGCGUCCAGGGAGAAGCCCAGAAGGUGGAACGUCUUAUCGAGGCCUUCAGCCAGCGCUACUGCAUGUGUAACCCCGACGUGGUGCAGCAGUUCCACAAUCCGGACACCAUCUUCAUCCUGGCCUUCGCCAUCAUUCUGCUCAACACAGACAUGUACAGCCCCAACAUCAAGCCCGACCGCAAGAUGUUGUUGGAGGACUUCAUACGCAACCUACGAGGUGUGGAUGAUGGCGCAGACAUCCCCAGAGACAUGGUGGUGGGAAUCUACGAAAGAAUACAACAGAGAGAGUUGCGCUCCAACGAAGACCACGUCACCUACGUGUCCAAGGUUGAACAGUCCAUCGUAGGCAUGAAAACAGUUCUUUCCGUCCCUCACAGAAGACUAGUGUGCUGUAGUCGACUUUUUGAGGUGACAGAUGUCAACAAGGCCCAAAAACAGGCAGCACACCAGAGAGAAGUCUUCCUCUUCAACGAUCUCAUUGUGAUCCUGAAGCUUUGUCCAAAGAAGAAGAGUUCUGCAGCCUACACUUUCUGCAAAGCCAUGGGCCUACUUGGCAUGCAGUUCCACCUUUUUGAGAAUGAAUACUACCCUCAUGGAAUCACCAUCCUCUCCCCGUUUGGCUCAGACAAGAAGCAGGUCCUCAACUUCUGCGCCCAAAGUGCUGAGGAGCUGCUCAAGUUCGUAGAAGACCUGAAGGAGUCGAUCGCGGAGGUGUCGGAGAUGGAGCAGAUACGUAUCGAGUGGGAGCUGGAGAAGCAGCAGGGGGCCAAGACGCACUCGGUAAAGAACAACGGCACACAGCUCGAGCUGCGCGGCAAGCAGGGCUCCCCAUCAGGAAACCAGGAGGUAGAUGACAGAAGCGGACACAACACGGUAGAGGUGUCAAUUCACAACAGGCUUCAGACGUACCAGCUCAGCAGCAGCAGCAGCAGCAGCACGGCUCGGAGUCCCGAGAGCGUGGCCCUUCUUAACCACCGGGGAGAGCUGCUGUUCCAGCAGGGGCCCCCGGGCCUUACCCAGGGGCCGGCGCCUCCGCCUCAGCACCCGCAGCUGCAGUCAGCGGCGAGCACCCCCGCCCACCAUCUCCCCCUCCAGCAGCACCACCAGUCCACCGUCAGCAUGGCCGAUCUGCGGCCCGAGACGCUCAUCCAGUGUCAGCAGAUCGUCAAGGUCAUCAUGCUCGACAACAGCAGCCACGGGCGCAUGGAGGCCUUCCUCAGCCAAACGCCCACACACCACCACUACCAGCACCACCACCACCACCACAGCCACCACCAGCUUAGUCAGUCCGCCAUGUCCACCCCGGUCCGCUCCCCGGACGGCUCCCACGGCAACGACGGCCACCAGCCCCCGCUGCCUCCUCCGCCUCCCCCUUACAACCACCCGCAUCAGUAUAUACCCCCGGACCCCCGCCUCGGUCUACACCGGACCCCAAGUGGCUCUCGGAGCAUGGUGUAA